UAUUAAAGGAACAUAUUUCGUACAUACAAUAAUCUAUAUAUACAAAUUUCUACAAGAAAUAGCAUCAUUUGCGUCCAACUUUUUUGCGUCGACACAAGUGGACACAAAUAACUACUCUUUUGCGUCGACGCGUGGACGCAAAUGAUGUUGUUUAAUUUCCAGACAAAACCUUAUAAAAUUUUAUUAUUUGCAUCAACAGGUGGACGCUAAAAGAGUUGAAUUGUAUUUGCGUCGCCGGGUGUCCACGCAAAAAAACGAAAUGCGAAAAUGGGCCAACAUGGCGUUACUUAUUAGCGUCUAUAUGCCGACGCUAAUGCUGAAAAAAAUUUAAAGAGCAGCAGCCCCUCCAAGUGAGUUAGGGCAUAUGAUAUUUCCAAACGAUGGCUGAGCGGCGGAAGUCUUCUCGGUGAGUUAGGGCUGAGCAUCUGGUGAGCUAUUUUCGCACUCGACUUCGUCUUCUUCGUCCGACUAGUUCUGGCACUCGCUGUCUUCAGGUUCCUAAGAUACAAAUGGAGAGAGACUGUCCUGCGUGUGCUGAAAUUGAACAAUCUUGAGGCUUCUUCCACAGAGCAUGGACUUGAAGAGUUGUGUUUGAUCUUCUUUUUUCAGGUUUUGAAAGUUUCUUUGCUGAAUUUUUUGAAGAAUUAAAAUAUAGUCCGUAGUUGACAUUGGUUGUGCUAAUUUUGUGAGGUUUAUUGUGAAAAAAAGAAGAAGUCUGGUUACUAUUUUAUGAAGACUUUGGACCCAACCUACCAUGUUUUCAUUUUCCCACUUUUCUUCACAAAAAGAAAAAAGAAAAAAAUGAAUAGGUUAACUUUUUGAACUUAUGAAGACUUUGGAAAUUAAGUAUGAAAAAAGAAAUGAUUCUGGUUAAAAAAUACAAAGGGUAUAGUAUUUCUGAUUAAAAGGUUUACUGCAUUACUAAAACAGAUUUGUCUAUAGAAACAAACUGUAUUACUACAUCACGUGUUAGGGAGUGGGAGGCAGAUGGGCCGAGGCUCUAGGAGGCAAACGGGCCAAUGCUUCAGGAGGACGGGCCUCGCCCAUUAUUAGUUUAUGGGUUGCUGUCAGUGGACCUAAUUGGGCUGGGUUGACUGCUGGGUUUCAUUACUUUAUUUCAGUCUAUUGUUAUGUCUAAUAAACUGUUGGGCCUAUAUGGUCAUAUUUUAUUAUUAGGUUAAUGGGCCUAGAUGGCCAUAUUUUAUUAUUAGGUUAAGGAGUAUUUAAGGAGGUCUUGUGAACUAUUAUUGAUUAUCGAGAAUAAAGAUUUGGUUUGAGCCUAAGGCUGGGCAGUCGUUAACACCGUCUGCUAGGGUUUCUUUUUCUGCUUCUAUCAAUUUGGUCCGACCUGCCGGAUCCUAUCCACCGCCCUACGUUCAUCAUGACUCGUUCCACCAUUGAUCAACGCAUAGAUGCGAUAGAAGCAGACCAGAAGGACAUCAGGGCAGAAUUGCAAUCCACCAACGCCAAGUUGGAUGCUAUCACGCAAACCCUAGACAAACUGGCGCAGAAGAUUAUGGCGUCGGGGGGAACGCUGGCUGAUUCUGAGUCAGGAGGAGAAGGAGGCACGACUGACUCGCAGAACUCCCACAACCCUAGGUCUGUGACCGCACCUCUGACGCUACCGGCGUUUGAGGGGGCAGAUCCGAUUGGAUGGCUUGCCAGGGCCAAUCAGCAAUUUGAAAUACAUCAGACCCGACCUGAGUUGAAGGUGGCGUCAGCCAUGGUAGCAAUGGAGGGUCCUGCUUUGUACUGGUUUUCUUGGACACGGUCGCGGAAACCAGGCAUAGCUUGGGAGGAGUUUUCACAAGCCCUUGUAGCCCGUUUUGAUACUCGGUUCAAAGGGAGCACGUUCGAACGGUUGGCUGACGUUAAGCAGACAGGAUCCAUGGAUGACUAUGUAAAUUUGUUCGUGCAAUUAGCCAGUCAGGUCCCAGGUUUGAGUGAUGCCCACUACUUGGGGUACUUUAUGAAAGGGCUACGGGACACCAUUCGCAGUUCCUUACGGACCCUACGCCCAAUUGAUUUGGAAGCUGCUAUGGAGUUAGCAAGAGAUAUCGAAGAAGACUUGGCCGUACAGUCCGGAGGGAGAUCAGAAUGGGGAUACGACAAUCAGCAGUGCCGUUCCAGUAAUUACACCAAAGUUGGCGGGUUUUCGGGGCUCUCUUCCACGCCAGUUACUGGAAACCAAGGGGCAGCAGGAAGCACAACUUCCUCGCGAUCUCCAGGUAGUACCUCGGGGUCCGGGUCAGCCAUGACUGGCCAGUCGGAGAAUCGCUCUCGGUUCACACGCCUCUCACCGCAGGAAUUUGCAGACCUACGUGCAAAAGGGCUUUGUUUCCGUUGCAAGAAGCCCUAUACCCCCAGGCAUGAAUGUCCCCUAAAACAGUUAAGAGUAAUGGUUGUCGAGGAAGAUGAGGAACUCGACCUCAAUCAAACUGAAUCUUUUAUCCCGCCCGAAGAGGUUGAGCAGCUAGGGGAACAGAAGGAGAAACAAGCAGCAGCUUCUUCACUCCAACCUUGGGGACAAGGUUGUUUUGGAGGGGGAUGAAAUUGUUAGGGAGUGGGAGGCAGAUGGGCCGAGGCUCUAGGAGGCAAACGGGCCAAUGCUUCAGGAGGACGGGCCUCGCCCAUUAUUAGUUUAUGGGUUGCUGUCAGUGGACCUAAUUGGGCUGGGUUGACUGCUGGGUUUCAUUACUUUAUUUCAGUCUAUUGUUAUGUCUAAU
Messenger RNA from Cuscuta epithymum, 2726 nucleotides. The record is from the annotation of a GenBank genome assembly. Lineage: Eukaryota; Viridiplantae; Streptophyta; Magnoliopsida; Solanales; Convolvulaceae.